Sardina pilchardus (European sardine) is the source of this 1116-nucleotide messenger RNA. Its product is annotated as interferon-induced protein 44-like. Gene Ontology annotation, biological process: immune response. The transcript is spliced from 7 exons. NCBI's taxonomy places the organism in Eukaryota, Metazoa, Chordata, Actinopteri, Clupeiformes, Clupeidae. The coding region runs from base 1 to 1116 and encodes 371 amino acids. The record is from RefSeq and is a predicted model, not a curated record.
AUGGAGAAGAAGCCAAGCGAGAAGACACCUGGGUUCAGCUUUGGCCUCCCUAAGGCCUCACCACUGUCGGCCUCACCUGCAGCGGACACACCUGCCUCUGGUGCUGAUGGGACUGCCCCUCUGGAUCUGUUCUCUGCACCGACCGAGUCCAGGCAGGUCAGAUUUGGGAUGAGGGAGAGGGCUGCAGCAGGACCACAGUUCACAAUCCCUCAUAGCACAACUCAAAAUGCCUGGCCCUUACUGCAAGAGUCUCCCUGGAGGAAGGUGGACUGGUCUCAGGAGGCCAAAGCAGCUCUGAUGGAGUCCCUCCGCUCAUAUAAGCCCACCUGUGGCUCAGCUCCUGCUGCCAGAGUUCUGCUCAUUGGUCCGGUUGGAGCGGGCAAGUCCAGUUUCAUCAGCUCCGUCCAGUCCGUGUUCUAUGGACGGGUCGUGAACCGGGCCAUGAUGGGAACAUCUGUCAACUCAUCCCUCAGCUUCACCAAGAAGCUGCAGUCCUAUCAGCUGUACGGCAGCAGGGAGAGAGUGGAUGAGAGGACGGCUCUAGUCCUGUCUGACAUGGUGGGACUCGGGGAGACCAACGGCCUCACGCUUCACGACAUUCUAGCCGUCAUCAAGGGGCAUGUUCCAGAGGGACACACGUUCAGUGCCUGCUGUCCUGUAGUGUCGGACACGCCAGGCUAUGUGAAGGAGCCGUCCCUUGCAGAGAAGGUCCACUGUGUGGUCUUUGUGGUCAGCGCAGCAGAGAUCUCCUCCUACUCGGACACCAUGACGUCCACCUUCCACCAGCUCAGAGAACACAUCAGCGCACUGGGUGUACACCAGGUGGCGGUGUUGACUCAUGUGGAUAAAGUCUGUACCAAGACAGCCAGUGACCUCUCCCAGGUGUACAAGAGUUCAUCUGUGAAGCAAGCGAUGCUGAAGGCCGGUGCUCUGCUGGGCAUGCCUCUGUCCUCCAUGGUGCCGGUGAAGAACUACUCUGAGGAGCUGGAGCUGGAGCCACACACAGACACGCUGCUGCUCACAGCACUCGACCACAUCCUGCAGUACGUGGACCUGCACCUCAGAGACCAGCCAGAGGCAGACGACGCAGAAGAACUUGUUUUAAAUUUUGGGUGA